AUGGCCAGUACUUCUUUGAUCUCACUCAUGCGGGCAUCCUCUGACACACUUCCCCCCUCGGCUAGUUCUUUACCUUUUGGUGCUCCUAAAGCAGCUGAAGUUCUUCUGUCGUCAGCCUCUCUCUGUGCUCAUCAAGAAAGGGAGACAAUCAGUAGCGUUGCUAGUUUAAAUUUCUCUUACUAUCUUACUUUUUUAUUUCUCCUCUGCCAUUUCCAUCUUUUUUUUCUCCUAUCAUAUUAUUUUUUCUUUUUGCCUGGUUUUAUGUUUCUCAAUUUUAUUUUAUUUUUCAUUUUUCACUUUUCUUUUUUAAAUCCUCAGCCAUCUUCUUUUUUUCCUACCUUUGUAAUUACUUUUCCUCCUUUCUCUUUCACCUUUCUUUCUUUGUUUUCUCCUUUUUCACUUACCUAUUCUUUUUUCUUUCUAUACUUUAGUUUUCAUUCAUUCUUUCUUCUUUUUAGUUUUCAUUCCUUCUCUUUCUUUCUACAUUCAUUCCUUCUCUUUCUUUCUACAUUCAUUCCUUCUCUUUCUUUCUACAUUCAUUCCUUCUCUUUCUUUCUACAUUCAUUCCUUCUCUUUCUUUCUACAUUCAUUCCUUCUCUUUCUUUCUACAUUCAUUCCUUUUCUUUCUUUCUAUAUUCAUUCCUUCUCUUUCUUUCUAUAUUCAUUCCUUCUCUUUCUUUCUACAUUCAUUCCUUCUCUUUCUUUCUAUAUUCAUUCCUUCUCUUUCUUUCUAUAUUCAUUCCUUCUCUUUCUUUCUACAUUCAUUCCUUCUCUUUCUUUCUUUUACAUUCCUUCUUUCUUUCUACAUUCAUUCCUUCUCUUUCUUUCUACAUUCAUUUCCUUCUCUUUCUUUCUACAUUCAUUCCUUCUCUUUCUUUCUAUAUUCAUUCCUUCUCUUUCUUUCUACAUUCAUUCCUUCUCUUUCUUUCUACAUUCAUUCCUUCUCUUUCUUUCUACAUUCAUUCCUUCUCUUUCUUUCUACAUUCAUUCCUUCUCUUUCUUUCUACAUUCAUUCCUUCUCUUUCUUUCUACAUUCAUUCCUUCUCUUUCUUUCUAUAUUCAUUCCUUCUCUUUCUUUCUACAUUCAUUCCUUCUCUUUCUUUCUAUAUUCAUUCCUUCUCUUUCUUUCUACAUUCAUUCCUUCUCUUUCUUUUACAUUCAUUCCUUCUCUUUCUUUCUACAUUCAUUCCUUCUCUUUCUUUCUACAUUCAUUCCUUCUCUUUCUUUCUACAUUCAUUCCUUCUCUUUCUUUCUACAUUCAUUCCUUCUCUUUCUUUCUAUAUUCAUUCCUUCUCUUUCUUUCUACAUUCAUUCCUUCUCUUUCUUUCUACAUUCAGUGUUAUUCAUUCCUUCUUUUUUAUAAUCACCUUAUUUCUUAUUCAUUUUCUUUUUACUCUUUUCUUGUUCUCAAUUUUCUUACAUUAUUCAUUCAUUUUCUUUUCUUCCCAUUCACCUUCCUUUAUUUUUGCCAUAUUUUCUUCUCAUAUUGCAAUAAAUAAAAUGAUUGCCUUUAUAACGAGGCAAAGAGAAAUUUUGUUUCAUAUAAACACCAAUAAUCAGAAAGGAAAUUAUUAUUUUUUUCCAAAAAUCCAGGCAAUCUUGAUUACUCAUUAUGUUGCUACCUCUCUGGCUGACUCAACUCAGCUCAUUGAUAAUGGCUAG
Acanthosepion pharaonis is the source of this 1662-nucleotide messenger RNA. The record is from the annotation of a GenBank genome assembly. Lineage: Eukaryota; Metazoa; Mollusca; Cephalopoda; Sepiida; Sepiidae.